Messenger RNA from Strongylus vulgaris, 564 nucleotides. Lineage: Eukaryota; Metazoa; Nematoda; Chromadorea; Rhabditida; Strongylidae. The record is from the annotation of a GenBank genome assembly.
AUGAGUCAAUUCUGCAAAGACUCAGGCAAAUUAUGCACUUCCAACGAAAAGAAAAAAGGGAAAAAUAAUAAAGAGAGAGUUGGCGAAACUCGUCAUACUUGGUCCACGUUAUUCGCUUCAUGGGUACAGAUUAUCGUGCAAUCUCUCAUAGCUCCAACCGCUUGGUUAUUCGUUGUUUUUUUAGAUGGAGGCUACUAUCGUUGCUUAUUCGCGCACGAUUUCUGCAACUUGACAACAGCUAGACAAUGCCAGAAUGAGACUGUGAUGGCAUUUUAUCUUAAUAAUCCCGCCUUCGAUAAGAUUUCGGCUAAUAGAAAGGUACGGAAGUUUUGUCCUGCGUGUAUCUGCAACCUUGAUGGACAAGACGCAUCUUAUCUGGAGGCUGAAUCGCAAAUCUACGCAUGGUUCAUCCUUAUCAUUGCUGGUGUAUCAACAUUCUUCGCGAUUUGUUGUGUGCGGAUGUGCGAUAAAUACACGUACGUUCAACAUCAAUAUGUGGAAACGUACAAAAUGGAGGAAAUUAGCAAAUUUGAACAGGUUGCAAAGGUGAAUUUAAUUAGGUGA